Ascochyta rabiei is the source of this 1719-nucleotide messenger RNA. Its product is annotated as DNA-(apurinic or apyrimidinic site) lyase. NCBI's taxonomy places the organism in Eukaryota, Fungi, Ascomycota, Dothideomycetes, Pleosporales, Didymellaceae. The coding region runs from base 1 to 1719 and encodes 572 amino acids. The record is from RefSeq and is a predicted model, not a curated record. The transcript has a single exon.
AUGGACUCACAUGCUUUCCACUCUCAAACCGACGAGGUUGACAUCUUCAACACCACGCCCGAGAAGCCAUCAGGUCCUUCGAAUAGUGGACACGACCAGAUCAAGACCCAGGCAUCCAGCCCAACCCGUGAAGUGCUCUCGCAUGUCGCACAAGAGCAUCUGAUCCCCGCCGAGAACAGUAUGCAGGCCUUUGCAACUUCAGGGAACACCAAAGCACGCCAACGCAGGCACCUCAUCACGGUCGCUGCUACACGCUCACGACCACGGAUCUUGACUCUCUUCGUCUGUGCGUCCGGCCUACUCUUCCAUCUUCUGGGUAUCGAUCUGGGAUUGCGACUCAUGAAUGGCUAUACGGAGCCUCGAUUGCACCGGGCCGAAGUUCAGCUGCAAGCUGCAAACAGUGACCUGUUUCGCGAGCAACUCAUAUACUCCAACCUGGAUCGCAUCUCUGGUGCCACGUUGGAUCGACGCUACGGCGAGAACUACGAACAGUGCCUUGCUCGUGGCCUCUACCUGGCUGAAGACGCGUUCCUUGGUCUCGACCUAACACAGUAUCCUGAGGUCCGAAACCGCACAAUGGAGUGGGCAACACACAAUUGUGGCAGACUCUUGCAUACACCCCAGCUGCUCAGACCAGAGGUCUUGAGGUUUUGGACACCCACUAGCAAGUAUCGACAGUUUGCUGAGCAAGCCUUCACUCGUAUCAGAACCAGGGCUGCGCUACUUCGACGCCUGUGGUUCGGUGUGGAAUCUCGACUUGCUCCAAAGCCCAUCGUCGCGGAACAGAGCAACAGCACCGCGAAGCGUUCUAAAUUGGCUACCAGAAUGCCAUUUAGUCUUACCCUGGAUUGUCAUGGGCCUCCUCCCUGUCGUCUGGUUGACUCAAGGUCGUCAAACUCAACCAGCCGAAGUGCAAGCUCUGAGGAUGCUGUUGCGUCAGCGCUUAAGCAAGUCCAAAAAUGGUCUUGGCCAUUUGACAGAGUCUUUCGCAUCAACCGCUACAUGGUCAGCGCACUCGCUCUCUUACAAACCCUAUUUGGAGCUCUCUUCCUUCUUGCGGUACUCGUCUCGCGGCCUCGGCCACAGCCUAAAUCGCUUCUGUCUACAAGGUUAGCAGGUGUUUGGCCGCGUGUUUGCAACGCCAUAGCUCGCUUGCACAAAGACGAAGAGCUCGCACUUGGACUCUUCAUCAACUCAGCCAUGUACGCGCUUCUACACUACCAACUCGAAUACGUCAUCGAAGAGUUUGACCGCCCCUUACUGCCUGUCGGCGCCGCCGUCUGCGCGUUCCACGUACCCCAAACUCUCGCCUUCUUUGAUCCUGUGUCAAUCAAGACAGAGACUGUCCGUAGCUUCUGCCGCAGUAUCAAGGAGCUAUACAUGAUCUCUCAGGGCGCUGAACCUCAUCAGUUGGCGGUCCAGGAAUGCCGUCGUUCUGUCUGUCAGCCUUCAGAUGCCAAACCGGCCUCCAAAAUUGCUGCUCGCUUUAUCUCGCCGCUGACGCCCAUCUCAGAGGACAUCCAGCAGGAGCGCAAAGCCAUGCACGCAGAGCAGGGCAAGCGUCCUUGUGCCGACUUUGGACUGGAGGCUGGAUAUGCUACCGAGACCGACUCCGACUACGACUCUGAUGUCCAGCAGGCUAGCUACGUCGACCUUACUGGCGGUGCUACGCCUACAUUUUCCGAGGAUGGAUCGGACUGGUCUGUCGUCGAGGACUAA